AUGGAGGAGUUAAAGGAGUCCAUAAAUAUGAUGUCCUCUGAUAUUACAAACUUGAUGAAGCAAAAUACAACCAUAACAGGGCUGUUGACUGAAAUCAAACUGUUGAAAACAAAGAAUAUGGAGCAGGAGAAAAAGAUUGCAUUCUUGGAAAAUAGAGUGUCUGACCUGGAGCAGUAUUCCCGCAUGAAUGAUGUUGUUGUCAGCGGAUUACAGACCAAGCCUCGGCCAUAUGCACGGGCAGUUUCAACGGAGACCAGCAGUGAAACCACCAUGCCUGACCAAGAUUCCAUUGAGCAACAAGUGAUUGCAUUCUUUGACAGCAAAGGUAUUUCAGUCAAAAGCGACAAUAUUGAGGCCUGCCAUCCUCUCCCUCGGAGAAACAAGGCAGACAAACCAGCUUUAAUAAUCCGCUUCACAAAUAGGAAGCAUAAGAAUGCACUGCUCAGACAAGGAAGGAAACUUAAGGGUUCAGAUGUCUACGUGAAUGAGCACCUAACCCCCAAAAAUGGAGCUAUAGCUAAAAAAGCACGCUUCCUGAAGAAACACAAGAAAAUUCAGUCAACAUGGACUGCAAAUUGCAAGGUGUGCAUCAAGCUAAAUGGGUCACCAGAAGAGGCUAAAGUGCUGGUAAUCAAAGAAAUGGAAGAGCUUGAUAAAUACCAGUGA
This is a messenger RNA of Xyrichtys novacula (pearly razorfish), 666 nucleotides long. Lineage: Eukaryota; Metazoa; Chordata; Actinopteri; Labriformes; Labridae. The record is from the annotation of a GenBank genome assembly.